AUGUUUCCAAUAACACGAUUGCAUUUCGGAGGAAUACAGCCGAUCGAGUUCAAAAAGAACAAUUUGUAUAAACGUAACGAAGACUAUCUUAAUAGAACAAUUCUAAUUGCUCCUAAUAAUAUCAAUUCUGUACAUGAAAUUACCGGAGUAAAAAAAGUUCAAGAAGAAAAGGUGUCAAAGUUGGAAUCAUUGAUUCAGUAUGAGUAUACGGAAUAUAAACCAUUUUCUGUAGUUCCUUCGGCAUCUUCAAGUUGGCCUGAUAUCUCUUGUUCCAGAACAACUUAUACUUUCAUCUUUCCCAGUCAAUCUGUCAAUUAUGCUGUACCUCGUAAAGAUCUUAAUAAAUUACUAGCACCGGUAAUUAUUCAAGGCGCGGGACUUGUUGACGGGUUUAAUACAUUGAAAAAUCAGCUUUGUUUAUCCACCCAAAAUUAA
Funneliformis geosporum is the source of this 435-nucleotide messenger RNA. Lineage: Eukaryota; Fungi; Glomeromycota; Glomeromycetes; Glomerales; Glomeraceae. The record is from the annotation of a GenBank genome assembly.